CAAUGUUCAUAGAAUCAAUUGAUCACUCAACUCCAAGAACAAUUGGAGAUAAUGAAAGUAAAAAUAUUUAUUCUAAUUAGUUUAAGAACAAGAAUAUGAUUAAAAAAUCAAUUAUAAACUUGAAGUUAGAAAAUCACAUCUACUCCAGUAGUUCUUGAGAUAUUAAGUUGAAAAUACACAAAAAAGUAUUGUAAAACUUAAAAAAAAGAUUUCUGAUGAUGAGGUAAUAAUAGAACUUACAUGUUAAUAUAUUAUUCUUUCUUCACUAUUAUAUUUAUAUAUUUGUAGUAAUUUAAUUUUAUUAGGUAAUAAAUAAACGAAUCUCAAGAAAAAAUUCAAUUACAAAACCAUUUAAAUGUUCAAUUUGCACUCACACUUAUUCCUCAAAAGCAGCCUUAAAAUAGCACUUAAAAUUGAAACAUUUUGAAGAACACACUCCAUUAACUCAACCUCUAGAUUAAUAAAAAUUAUUAGUUGAACCAUUAUCCCAAAUAUGAAA
This is a messenger RNA of Paramecium pentaurelia, 499 nucleotides long. Lineage: Eukaryota; Ciliophora; Oligohymenophorea; Peniculida; Parameciidae. The record is from the annotation of a GenBank genome assembly.